AUGCAUCCGCGCUCCACACUCAGCAGACCGUCUCCUAAGAGAAGCUCGUCAUGUGCGGGUCUCGACACUCUCGAUGAACUGCUCCAUACUUCGGACAAUGUGCAUCAUGUUCCAAAUCGUAAACGCCAUCAAAGUCUCACUAGUGACGACGGCUUUGGUGCGACCCCUUUUGCAAAGCCAAUGUCACCGUCUCGACACGAUGGUCCACCACCUCUGACAUCCUAUCCAGAGUCAUUGCACCGUCCUGAGCUCCCGCCCUUUGCUGAAAACUCACCUACCAGCGAAGGUUAUCAAUUGAUCCCGUCUUCUCCGUUCGAGGCCGAGCAUGCACAGUCAUCUUCUGGCCACGUUCAGGUGGUCGAUCUUGGUCAUGAUGAUUAUUCUGAUAGCCGCGACAUCAAUCACGAAGAAGAUCACAGCGACACGCUCAGGAACGAAUCAGGUGUUACUAGUGCCAAGUACGGUGGAGUCAACGAGCACGACGGUAACGGCCACAAUAUCGUGCCCAACUUGGCACCACAGGAACGUCAGGACGUGUUUGAGCCCACACCUAAGCUCGAUCAUGAUGUUUUUGCGGUACAACGUCUGGACCGUACCAUGUUCUUUCAGCCAUCGCUUAACUCGUCAGCUUACGAGUGCUCCCCACGAGAAGAAUUCCUCGUCCAGGCAUUUGGUCCCAGUGGGUUCAAGUUGCAUGGUGCAUCGGUGUCAAGCAACGAAGACUUGGACGAGAGUCUCAGUGAUGAUAGCAGCAGUAACAGCGACAAGAUCUGCAGUCCAUCCAGUCAUCACGGCGUGAGUGCAGUUACUGCUGAUGCAGAGCUCAAGAUGUCUUGCAACGGGCUGGAAGCUGAUCUCCGCGGGGUGAUGCAUCAAGACAUCCACCACCAGCAACACUCGCCACGGCGUCCGGAACUCGUGGAAUUGUCCCAUCACCCGUCUGCUAUAUCUUCACACGGUUCGUUCGGACCAAGCUGCAGUUCUAACUUCCUUCGAAGCAACGCGUUCCCGAGUAAGGGAAGCAGGGACGUUCAGCCGCCGACAAAAUGGCUUUGUGAUGAAGACGAGCGUCUCCGCGUAGCCGUGGCCCGUUUUGGUGGUAAGAACUGGAAGAUGAUUGCCGAGACGUUAGGGAAUGGGCGUACGGACGUCCAGUGUCUUCACCGCUGGAACAAGGUGCUGAAGCCCGGUUUGAUCAAAGGACCAUGGACCCCAGAGGAAGACGGCGUUCUAGCGGGCCUCAUCACUCGCUACGGUGUCGGUAAAAUUCGCUGGUGCGACCUUGCUCUGCACUUACCCGGACGUAUCGGUAAGCAGUGCCGCGAGCGAUGGUGCAACCACCUCGACUCUCGAAUCCGAAAGGGUCAAUGGACUUCCGAGGAGGAUGACAUGGUUUUCCGCUGCCAGCAGAAGCUUGGCAACAAAUGGAGCGAGAUUGCCAAGCUACUUCCUGGACGCACGGAGAAUGCGGUGAAGAACCGUUUCAACUCGGCAGCGCGUCGUAAAUGGCUAAUGAACCACGCGACACACAAGUCGUCGUCGACUGGGGUUGAGCAAACGCAGCUAACUUUGCCGACGUCAAGUUUACCAUUUCAGCUUCAAUCGCAACAACCAGAGCAACAGCCAAUGGUGCAGUCAUCCUUGAUGCAGGAGGAGGGCAACCCGUACAUUACUACCAAUGUGCUGUACGGAGGCGAGAAGGUCUCGCCACUUCCUCCAGCUGAGGCGUUCCUGGAACACCACUCGCACAAGUCGACCUCGCCACUUGAGUAUCAACACUUCAUCCAGCAUGUUUUGCCUGCAGGAGCUCCAUGUACAGGCGCACUACUGCCCGGUCACCAUGAACGAACACGCCCUGGUUUUAGUGCAGCUCUGGAUGCAGAAGGUGAACGAAGCUUUGGACAGCAAGAGCACGACAUAUCCGUUUUGACGACCAAGCGUGACGCGACAACGGCAACACCGAUUUUCGUGCCGCCUCCACUCGAUUCGUUGUUGUCCCUUCCGACGGCCAACACUAGCACCGGUGCCAUCCGCAGUUUGCAUCAUUCCCCAAACGGACAAGACGGAGGCGAAGCUACGAUCACUUCACUCUUUCCUGUCCCUGCUCACUUUCCAACUCGAGACGCAUCCGAAAACGAAAUGCCGCUGGAAAAGUCUACGACUGGAAACAUGGCCGCUAUCAAAACGGAUGACCUGCCGCUUCUUCAGCUGAAGGAAGAGAAGACAGAUCAAGACGGUCUCGUUCUCCACCGCACCACAUCUGAUGUCUCGGCAACAAGCUCGGUGACCGAUUCCAGUGUCUCCAUGGACGACGAAAAUAUGAACAGCUUUCUAGACAGUGUAGCACUCGAGCUCGACGACAUCAUGGAGUGA
Peronospora matthiolae is the source of this 2373-nucleotide messenger RNA. The record is from the annotation of a GenBank genome assembly. Lineage: Eukaryota; Oomycota; Peronosporomycetes; Peronosporales; Peronosporaceae.